Molecule: messenger RNA, 1929 nt
Organism: Sclerotinia trifoliorum
Lineage: Eukaryota; Fungi; Ascomycota; Leotiomycetes; Helotiales; Sclerotiniaceae
Source: the annotation of a GenBank genome assembly
CAAUAAAUUAUGAGGAGAGCUAAACUUGUGGAGAGCUUUACACAAUCACAAGCAAGCUGUCCAAACUGAGUAUAUAACCCCGGAUUUUCAUCUCUUCAAUUCCUCUUCAUCCACAAAAGCCACAUCUAGAACAUUGAAGACAUAACAAAACAUCACAAUCAUGUCGUCUGCACUUUUACACCCACCCGCACAUCUUUCGCCAGCGCUGGCCCUAGAAAAUUCCCAACAAGCUCCCUCGAUAUUGCGGAACACUCCUUCAUCAAUAUCAUCAUGGUCCUUGAGCUCUCUCUGGAGCGCCGCUGAGUCUCCAGAAUUGUGGACUAUUUACGAAAAUCUAUUCAUGUCAUGCUUGCGGACUGGGGAUGAUAAAUCUGCACAGUUAUGCAUUACACGGCUCCAGGAAAGAUUCGGUCUUGAAAAUGAGCGGAUCAUGGCAAUGCGAGGAUUACUUUGCGAGGUCGGCGCGGAAGACGAUGCAGCAUUGCAAAGGGUACUAGAGGGAUAUGAACAAAACUUAUCGGACAAUCCAAAUAAUAUGGUAAGCUUACUCGAACGUGUCUCCAUACAAAUACUCACUGGGUUGUGUAGCCUAUCUUAAAACGUCGCAUUUCGGUUCUCAGAUCACUGGGGAAGAUGUCAGAAGCAAUUAUCGCACUCAAUGAGCUGGUGGAUUUGUCCCCCACGGAUGCAGAAGCAUGGGCAGAAUUGGCAGAUCUUUAUGUUUCGCAGGGCAUGUAUCCACAGGGUAUAUUUGCACUGGAAGAGGUUCUACUCAUAACACCUAAUGCAUGGAAUGUAAGAGGCCCAAUACGUUUCUUAGAACUCGUCAGUAUGCUGAUAGCAGAAAUCAGAUUCAUGCCCGACUGGGAGAGAUCCUGUACAUUGCCGCAGGUGUAAAUGAUUCGAACGCGGACCGGUACCUUGCAGAGUCUUUGCGCAGGUUUUGUAGAAGUAUCGAAUUAUGUGACGACUAUCUUCGCGGAUACUAUGGUUUGAAGCUGGUUGGUGAUAAUCUUUUCUUAUUAAACCAUUUCUAACACAUCACAGGCCAGCAGUCAACUUCUCAAAAAGCCCCCAACGAACCGAAACACAAAAUCGGAUACUAGUCUACCAUUGCCAGAUACAAACACAAUCGAGAAGUUGAAUGAGACUGCUACGUCUAAAUUAUCGGAAAUUGUCCGACGAAGUAGUGCCAAAGAACCUGGUUGGGAGGGCUAUGACGAAGCUUCCCUCAUCGCCGCUCGUGAAUUGUUGAAUAGGGACUCGGGUUCUUUAACUCGUUGAUAUUCAUAGAAAUUGAUCAGUUCUCAUAACGUGGAACAUGCAAGGCACAUCAUUUUAAUCGUGGAGUUACAAGAUCCACAUUUGGGAUUGUUGAUUCCCAUGAUUCCAUCAUCAUUUUCAAUGUCGGGUAUGUACUCACGCAUUUAAAAGUGCAAGGUUCGACAUGGUUUUUCAAUUCGAAAAUUUCUUCCAUCUCAUAAAUUGCGGUUACGAUUUGCAUGAGAUUGGUACGGUUCAAAAUACUCCGUACAUCAUUUCAAUGUCAUGGGCUAGAAUUGGACAAUCCAAAGGUAGAUUACAAGCCCCUCCCGAGGUCGUGGCACCAGUAGGAGUGCGUUGGGGGAUGUCGGUGCCCAAUCAUCGAAUUGACGAUUAGCUUUGCCACAUUGGGCAAGAGAUUCGGAAUUCUUGGGCAUCAUUUAACGUUUUAGGCUAUUGGAAAAGCGGUGACGAGAUCUUUUUGAGACGGUUCUAAUUUAUUUGAACCCGAAAGGAACCAUUAAAGGUGUUGAAUAGGGAGUCUUUUAGAAUCGUGACAACGCACGGGGCUUAGAAGGUCCAAGUAUAUGUAGAUAGACUCAGCCUUGAAGGUGGCCGAUUACAGCUGACACCGCGAAUAAUUCCCUAUACUUUUUUCCCGAUUAC